CACUUAAUGAAAGAUACCUCGGAUUCGAUCUCGUCUCAGUGGCACGCGAACGACGAUCGCGUCGCGAUUUCUCCUCCGUCUUCCGCGGAAGAGACCCUCGAUUCGUAUAUACGUGUGUAAUAUUAGAGUCCCUCUUGCCAUCGCAUAAUCAAUUUAAUCUCGCGAGACGGUAUAUAUUCCCGUACGGUACCCCUAGCAAAGGAACACACCGGUCUUGGCCGCGCUUUGAUCCACACACACACGUUGCCUUAAUUUGAUCAAUCUCUGGGAGUUGGUGAGACAUGGCCGGCGCGAUGUGGCCUGGAGUACUACCGUUACUGGUGUUACUAGCGGUCCUGCUGCAUCCAUCGAGAUGUACGCAGACGCAGGUGAAGGUGAACUUUCGGGAGAAGGAGAAGCAAGUGCUCGACAACAUCCUAGGACCAGGCCGGUACGAUGCGCGCAUCCGGCCGAGCGGGGAGAACGGAACAGAUGGGCCGGCCAUUGUCCGGGUAAACCUGUUUGUGCGAAGCAUUGCGACAAUUAGUGACAUCAAGAUGGAAUACUCCGUACAAUUAACAUUUCGGGAACAAUGGUUGGAUGAGAGAUUACGGUUUAAUGACUUUGGAGGUCGACUUAAAUAUUUAACUCUUACGGAGGCGUCGAGGGUUUGGAUGCCGGAUUUGUUUUUCUCGAACGAAAAGGAAGGUCAUUUCCACAACAUCAUUAUGCCCAACGUAUAUAUACGAAUUUUUCCGAAUGGCUCGGUUCUUUACAGCAUACGGAUAUCCUUGACGCUUUCCUGUCCCAUGAAUCUGAAACUGUAUCCCCUGGACCGACAAGUUUGCUCACUUCGCAUGGCCAGUUACGGAUGGACGACGGACGACUUGGUCUUUCUCUGGAAGGAAGGCGAUCCCGUUCAAGUGGUCAAGAAUUUACACCUACCCAGGUUCACCCUGGAGAAGUUUCUCACGGAUUACUGCAAUAGUAAAACGAACACCGGAGAGUACAGUUGCUUGAAAGUGGACCUGCUAUUCAAGAGGGAAUUCAGCUACUAUCUCAUCCAAAUCUACAUCCCGUGCUGCAUGCUCGUUAUCGUGUCCUGGGUGUCUUUCUGGCUGGAUCAGAGCGCCGUGCCUGCCCGAGUGUCACUAGGCGUUACGACACUACUGACGAUGGCCACGCAGACAUCAGGGAUAAAUGCCUCACUGCCACCGGUCUCUUAUACCAAGGCCAUUGACGUUUGGACGGGGGUGUGCUUGACCUUCGUGUUCGGCGCUCUACUCGAAUUUGCGUUGGUCAACUACGCGUCGCGCAGCGAUAUGCACAGCGACAACAUAAAGAAGCAGUUCCCGCCGAGCGAGAUGGAGCAUUCGUCGUCGAUCGACCCAUCCUCGGAGCUGCUCGAGCCGGACGGAUCCGCCAACUUCGCCAUGCGUCAUCAGCGUGCCGGCGUUAGUCAGACGAUGUCGCAGCAUCAUUCGCUGCCGCGUAUAUAUCAACAGGACCACCAUCAGCAGCAGCAGCAACAGCAGCAGCAUCACCACCAGUCGCAUCGUCAUCAGCGUUAUCAUUCGGAUCGCUCGCCAUCGCCGUCUUUCUCGCCGUUGAACGACGAAAAUUGCGUCGCCGGCCGGUGCUCUCCGAUGCGAGCAUCGCGACAUCAUUCGCGCAGGAGCUCGGCAAGGUCGUCGCCAUCGCCAUCACGAUGGCCUUCCCCGGCCUCCUCGGCAUCACCGUUGGGCACGCCGUCACGUACAAUGUCGCGCGUUGCGACACCCUCGCCGCCGAUCGCUGCGCCGACGUCAUCCACAGUGCCACCGUCCGCACCGGCGACGGUAUCAUCGCAAAAUGGCUUCUGGACCAUAUUGUGCCUACCGCACAAACUGUUCACCUGCCGCACCCAAGGCAGCGCGAGGAUCGACAUCUUUGCACGCGUUGCCUUUCCUCUCGUAUUCAUUCUCUUCAACUUCGGGUACUGGUCUGUUUAUCUGUUUCCCAUCGACGAUACCAUAAAGAUAGAGAAAUGAGAAAGAAGAAACGGAAAGUGUGACGGAAUCAGAAUUGCAUGUACGAAACCAGGUCCUUAAAGAAGUGGUGGCUCGAGGCAACUUUACAAAAUUGUCGAUCUUUCAAAAAAAAAUUUUUGACAUCAACGAGAUCGCAAUCAAGUCGCAUUUAUUCAAUAAGGACCGAUCGGAGGCACUUCGACGAAAAGAGAUUCUUCUACUGUCCGCGCCCGAAAUGAAGAUAUUCCAAGACGAGGAUCAUCCAAGAGAUGCAACGAGGAUGUUAGCGAUGCUAGAUAUCUUACGACGGUGGGUAAAAAACGAUGAGGAUGAUAAAACGUAACACAUUACCCGCGCGCACUUUACACAUUUAAUACACGUACACACACGCACACCGUACCUUAUGACCGCUCGGAAGACCGCGUGCCACAGACUGAACUGAAAGCGUAGUGGGCCCUGUAUAGCCACGGCCUGUUAACAAUUUAAAAAAAGCGUAAAGUUUAUAAGUAUAAUUAUAUCUACGUUGCGUAAAAUGGCGCGUCGUCCAGCGAGCGAGCUCGUUUGUCGACGCGCGAGCUACGGAUGCGUCCGUCGUUGCGAAUUGACGUCGGACGACUCCAAAUUCGGUAAAUAUUACCGUAAAACGGGGUAAAAUAAUAACGCGCGACAUAUCGCGAUAACGAUGAUCACGCUCCGAUUUCUUCGCAAAACGAUAGUUGCAUCGGUAAUGUUUGUACAGGAGAUGUUUCGUUGUCGUUUCGCAAAGAAUACGGAACGAUCUGCAUUACCUCGUUGUGUCACAUGUUGCCCCUUCUUAAGACUGCACAGGGGGAUUGACCGGAAUGUUUGACGCUGCAAAAUAUUGGGAGAUAUAUCUAUAAAAGUGUUGAAUAUUCCGAUAGUUUUCCAAGUGUGCAACGGCCUGCUGGUAUGAGCUGGCAGAUUUAUCAACUCUAGCGGUAUCAAGGAGCUUCAAAAAUUCACAUAUUUUUGAGUUAUCUUUUUUUUCUAUUUGUCUCGUAAAUAAUUUAUAUAAAAGAAAAACAUGAAAAACAAAAAACGAAGUGUAAAAUUGAAUCGGGAAGAUUCAACCGUUGUAAUUGAACGCUUAAGAUCGGUGGAUGUUUUAGAAAGUAUCUGCUCCUCUAUCACUGAUAACAAGACGAGAGACGCCUUGGUAUCGCUAAUUUUAAUCCUUAUCCGGGCGAUUCUUUUCUCUUUUGUAUGAAGAAAAGCUAAUACGCUUUCGCCGAAGCGAUCAUUUGGCGUAAAUUAUCGACGAAUUGAGAAUUCGUAAUAUUUUGGGCGAAUUACAGAGGAAAUACAGUAAAGGAGAUGUUAUUUUUUUAAUCCAAAGCCCGGAUAAAGAUUAACGCGCAGACGCGAAUACGAGCCGAAGGCGACCACGGACUCGCGAUACAAAAUAUAUUGGCGAGGCAAUCGCGUCGCGCGCAAUUCGCGGAUAACGUAUUUCCUUUUUCCGCUGCCCCGGGUCGGUCGCCCAGGAAAGAAGGGGAGAUCCCCGGCUCGGGGCUCUCAUACGUAUUUUGCUCAGAAGAGAUCGGCGAUGCCGCGCGUGAAAAUCUACCCUCGUCGACUUAUUAUUCUACUUGUCGCGAGGAACUGGCGGUGUCGUCGAUCUCGCGGACGGAAUGAGGAGACGACGAAGACACGCAGAACGUGCUCAUAAAGAAAAAAAAACGUAAGAAAGAAAGAAAAUACGGUGCGGACGAUAGUUGUAUUUUUUGAAACUCGACGGGAGACGCUAAUCCUCAAGCGAGAGACGACACGGCGACCCCGGCAAGCCUCGACGAGAGCACACCCCGUUACGUACUCGGUGGUUAACAAGGAAACGGAGAAGGUGCGCGAUUGGACAUGCCGUUUCUUGCGUAUAUUAUUAUUUUUCUGAAGAUUAAGACCCGUCUCCAAAUCUUGAAUUUAGAAAAUUGUCGGGGAAUAACUCCUCCCGACUGAUAAUUUGCAAUGAACGGAGAUUCACGCGUGUCCGAUCAGCAUCCCUCCGUUUCUCCCCAUUCGUGUAUCUUCCUUUUACUUCGUGCAAUCGAUGAAACCAUGCGCGUGCGUAAGAAGAAGUAACUAUCUCGCGGAUUUGAUAGUCCGCUCGCGACGUCAGCUAGUACACCUCACGCCUUUAUAAGACCGUGUGUUGUAUUCGGAGACAGGCAUAUAUAAAUUCGUCUUCUUUCUGCAAUUACAAUUAUUCGUGUGAUAAACGCGAUUUAAUGCCGAUGUCAUUAUUUCAAGAUUCGAUUGUCUUUAAAACGAAAAAUGUAUCUGUCUCUGGGAUACAACAAACCUCCGGGAUCACGCGUAUGGAACGAAAAGUAUCCUCAAGAAAACGGGAAAGUCGUCGUAAAUGCAGAUACAAAUGUCAUUAAUCGAUGACUGUGUUUUUUUAUAACGAAAAUCGCCGCACUUUUCGAAAAUAUUAUCAUAAAGGUAUAAGGGAUAUUAAGCUGCGAGAGUUUAUAUUUACGUCACACGAUUCAACUAAAAAUUAUACUCUUAAGUAUUAUUUAGGCAGAUCUCUCCAAGUCCUGAAGGAAUAAAAUCGAAUAAUCAUAAACGAGAAUUAUUUCCGGUAGUCGAGAGAUAAUUAUAUGCGCAAAGCUACGAAAAAAUCUUGCGUUGAAUUUUUUCAAGAAGGAAGCCAGCUUCCUGUCACUAGUACCCCUCGUCGCAUGCUGAUCACUUUUUUGGAAUUCAACAAUUGAUAAAAUCUAACAAUCAAUUUUUUGACGGAUAAAUACUGUAAUCUCUCGAUCUGUAAUUUGUUGUCUAGCGCAAUUCAGACUAAUAGUACACUCGCAAAUCCGGAUGUAGAUUAAAAUUGGAAUCGAUUGCACGUUUGUGUGUGAAAUAUUUGAAGCGUCACUUCAUACAAGUAAUUUAAGUAGACGAAUAAUAAUGAUCAAUGUAUUACAACGUGCACACAACGUUAGCAAUAAUUACAAGGGACACUUGAUUUUUAUUGUUUUGCUCGUAUUUUUCGAAUAUUCUUAUGUAGAAUAAUUAAAUCGUAGACGUGGUAUAGAUGAGAUCAUCACAUUUGUUUAUCCGGUUUAUUUCGAAUUUUGCUUCGUGUCCAUCUAUACCAUGACUACGAUGAAUAUGAUAGACUGUCGUUGUUUGCGCGUAAACACCCGGUAUAUUACUGGCUUUCGCGUGAGCCGGGAGUAAGCGACACCAUGUAUACUUAAGAAGUCUCUCUGUAAACGUCUCUGUACGUUAGAGAUUUGAAGGGACACAAAGCCAGUAUUUACGAAACGAUUACAUGUAGAGAUCUAUGUAUAUAUAUAAUGCAUCGAUUAUCGAAUCUCUCAAUAGCGUAUAGAUUCACGCGCACAUCUGUAUUAGCGAAUCUUGUGGAUAGCCGAUGCAUCGAGCGAUUCGACAGACUUAAAUUAUUGCAAGAUCUCUUGCAAAGAACUACAGGCUGUUAGUAGAAACCGCCUGAAACUUUUCGCAUCUUUUUAAUCAACGCAACGCAAUGAAUAUUCGAUUUUGCGUCGUGCUCUGAAAUACUUUGCUUCCUUUUUUUGCAUUCGAAGCAAGUCAUGAGAAAAUAUGAUCGAGAGAUUAUAUCGGAUAUUCGUAUUAUCUCGGAUAUAAAGUUACGAGUCAUUUCAAAAAAAUUACUCUUGUGCUUUCUAUUCUCUCUUGGCAACACAAACAGGCAAUCCUAGAAUUUACACGAUAGUUUGAAAUGGAGUCGCAUAACGAACAGCGAGAUAAAUUGUCUUUCUUCGAGAAAUCUUUUUUCCUGCUUCAUGUUUGCGUAUCACGAAAACGAGGGGUACAAAAAAUCGAUGACAUUCUUAGCAAAUUAAUUUGAGCGACCGAGCAACGAUUGCUUCCAACGUUUUAUCUCUCAUCAUCGAUUCGCUUCCUUUUUGGAAGCCGCUGGCUCUUCGAGAUGAGGCUUCCGGCUAUUUUAGCGGUUGCAGACAAUUGACUGACGUUUAAUUAUAGAUAUCAUCGAAUCUACUGCACGCACGCGCCGGCACGCGUCACCGGAUUGCGUAUCUUCCUCAAUUCUAAAUCGUAAGAGUAACGUUAAAAGAUUCUGGGAUAGAAAGACCAAAGCAGAUCUGUAUCGCGCGGAUUGAGGAAGUUACUUCCGGUGACCGGAAGUUAGGGACGACCGUGUAAAACUUCACUCUCACACUUGUCACUCGCUUGCUUGGAGUCACUCGAGUCCAGGUGAGAUCGAUUCGCACACCGAAAAAAAAAAAAAAAAAAACAUAGCGUCUCACACACAUAAGUACACACAUGAAUAUAUGACCCUUGCACGA
Molecule: messenger RNA, 6304 nt
Organism: Camponotus floridanus (Florida carpenter ant)
Lineage: Eukaryota; Metazoa; Arthropoda; Insecta; Hymenoptera; Formicidae
Gene: GluClalpha
Product: glutamate-gated chloride channel
Exons: 11
Coding region: 282-2009 (575 amino acids)
Biological process (GO): chemical synaptic transmission; signal transduction; chloride transmembrane transport
Cellular component (GO): neuron projection; membrane; synapse
Molecular function (GO): chloride channel activity; extracellular ligand-gated monoatomic ion channel activity; transmembrane signaling receptor activity
Source: RefSeq, a predicted model, not a curated record